Molecule: messenger RNA, 2918 nt
Organism: Cynara cardunculus var. scolymus (artichoke)
Lineage: Eukaryota; Viridiplantae; Streptophyta; Magnoliopsida; Asterales; Asteraceae
Product: U-box domain-containing protein 33-like
Exons: 9
Coding region: 307-2817 (836 amino acids)
Biological process (GO): protein ubiquitination; protein phosphorylation
Molecular function (GO): ubiquitin-protein transferase activity; ATP binding; protein kinase activity
Source: RefSeq, a predicted model, not a curated record
ACGAACACCAUUAAUGAUGAGCUUGUAGAACUCUAGGAAAAGUAAGAGAAUCGAAAUGGUGUGAAAGUGAAGCCAAUGGGUGUAACUUCGUGGUGAUUGUUUGUGAUCUUGUCGGUACCUUUUGAUCUGUAUUCCCACUAUGUUUAAAGCAAUCUUUUUCACAAACGAUAAAUUAUAGGAAUUCCAACAGUACCCUAAUCGCAUUAUUUGUUCUUCCAUUCUCUUCGAUUUAAACAACUAGUUUUGAAUUUAUAGUUUCUAGGGUUCCUGAAUGCUUAACGAAAACAGGACUAAUUUUUAAGAUCGAUGGGGAGUGAGGUGGAAGUGAUUGAGGAUAGGGUUGAAGAGUUUAACGAUGUCGAAAACACCAUAUUUGUGGCAGUGGGGAAGAAUGUUAAGGAGAGCAAGUCGCUCAUAUCCUGUGCUUUACAGUGCUUUGCUAGAAUGAAGAUUUGUCUCCUUCAUAUUCAUCAACCUGGUCAAUUAGUCACACUCUUGGAUGACAAGUUCUCUGCCAGCAGAGUGAAAGAUCAGGUGGUCAAGGCGUGCCGGGAACGUGACCGGCAAAAGAUGCACAAAAUUCUAAAUGAGUACAAUCUUAUUCUUGAUCAAGCUGGGGUGAAGGCAGGUAAGGUGUGGAUAGAAGCCGGUAAGGUUGAAACAGGUAUUGUGCAAACCAUUGUACAGCAUGGCAUUCGAUGGCUUGUCAUGGGAGCUGCAGCUGAGAAGCUAUAUUCAAAGUAUAUGUCAGAUCCCCAGUCUGAUAAAGCAAUAUAUGUUUGCCAACAAGCUCCAAUCUCAUGUCAAAUCUGGUUUGUUUGCAACGGCCACCUCAUCUAUACAAGAGAAAGUUCUGGUGGUGCUAGACUUCAUACAAGGAGCAUUAAGGCAUUGCCAUCUUCAGAAACAGCAUUGACACUUUAUCAUGAAGCAGAUGCUAGCAUGGAAGUGAGCUCCUUGCAGUGUUUAGAGAAGGCCACAUCCGCAAAAAAUGGCACCUCAGAUUCGUUGCUGGUUCUUGCAAUAGAUGCUGAUGAGGAAGUCAAUUCCGCCCGGUGUCUAGAGAAUUCAAUGGUAUCAACAAAAAAUGUGUAUGGCACCUCAACUUCAACCAGUUUGCUGAUUAAUUAUGCAAGAGGAAAUGGAUCAACUUUACCCGCAUCUUAUGAAUCUCAAGACCAACUCGUUCAAUCAUGUUCUGCUAUGUUUCUGGAAGGACCUCAAGGCCUCUCGUCCUCUGAUUUGCUUGAUAAACUAGAGUAUGCUACCACCGAAGCUGAAAAUUCAAAGCAGAAAGCGUUUGAAGAGUCAAUAAGACGGUGGAAGGCUGAAGAAGAUGCCAAAGAGGCUAUACAUAAGGCUGAAGCAUCAGAAAAACUGUGUAUGGAGGAAAUUACACAGAUAAAAGAAAUGGAGGCUACACUUGUGAAACAAAAUCGGGAACUAGAAACAAUGAAGAAUCAGCAAGAUGAAUUCAAAAAAGAGCUUCAGAUGGUCAGAGACCAGAAACCAGGGCUUGUAGAUCGAAUUUCAAAGGCUCGUGAUGCAGAAAAAGAGUUGGAGGAGAAGAUUAUUCAAGCUGUGAAUCUCUUGAUCACUUUCAAAGAAAGACGAGAUAACUUGCAAGAUGAGCUUGAUAAUGCAAGGAGACAGAUUAAUGGACUUGCGAAUUAUGAUGAGACAACAAACGUGUCGCAAAUACAAUUCUAUAAGCCUUCUUUUUUGGAAAUCAUGGAGGCUACUCAGGAUCUCAAUCAAUCAUUAAAGAUUGGAGAAGGGAGGUGUGGUAGUGUUUAUAAAGGGAUCCUUCGCCAUGUAAGGGUGGCUAUAAAGAUGCUACCUUCCCUUGGUUCUCAGGGGGAGGCAGAAUUCGAACGUGAGGCAGAGGUUCUGAGUAGAAUGAGGCAUCCAAACCUUGUCAUGCUGAUUGGGGUUUGUACAGAAACUAGGUCUCUGAUUUAUGAGUAUCUUGAAAAUGGCAGCCUUGAAGAUCGAAUUGCUUCUCGGAGUACAACUCCACCGCUUCCAUGGCAAACUCGAAUAAGAAUCUCUUCAGAGAUAUGUUCUGCCCUUAUCUUCCUCCAUGGCAGUAAACCUCAUAUCCUCCAUGGGAACUUGAUGCUAACUAAUGUUCUCCUUGAUUCAAACUACGUAAGCAAAUUGAGCGAUUUGGGAAUUAACCGCUUGAUUUUCUGUAAAGAUCAAACUUCUUCCACUUCAUUCUACCACAACGUUGAACCUGAGGUUUCUGCUUAUAUGGAUCCUGAACUUUUGAAAUCUGGAAAGCUUGCUGCUUCUUCAGACAUCUACUCAUUUGGAGUUGUGUUGCUGAGAAUAUUAACAGGAAGGCCAGCCUCAAGUGUCGUAAAUGAUACCAGAUGUGCAUUAGAAAACGGGAAUUUUGGUACAAUUUUGGAUUCCUCGGCUGGGAAUUGGCCAAUUGAGGAUGCAACGCAGUUGGCUUAUUUGGGUUUAAGAUGCUGUGAAAAUGACCCUAUGAAUCGGCCAGAUCUUGUGAAUGAUAUAUGGACGGUGUUUGAACCAAUGAGAGAUCUGUUUACAACAUCACCCGUUGUUGCGUCUGAGAAACAGCGUCGAGUUCCCUCCUAUUUCGUCUGCCCCAUUUUUCAGGAAGUGAUGGAAGAUCCUUACAUAGCAGCAGAUGGUUUUACAUAUGAAGCAGAUGCCAUAAAAGGUUGGUUGAACAGUGGCCACAAGACUUCACCCAUGACUAACCUUAAGCUUGACCAUUGUGACUUACUCCCCAAUCAUGCCCUUUCCUAUGCAAUUCAGGAAUGGCAACAACAACAUUCCUAAAAUACCCUUUGUCGUGUUUUGACUUUUGUCAACUUAGCUUUUUAGGGUCAUACAGAUGUAUAUCAACAUUAAUUCAAUGUAUAAAUGCCACUAUUCAAAUA